GAAUGUUCGCUGGUCUCUAGGUGGUGCCAAAUUCCGGGGCCUGGGCAUUUCCCUCCCUUUAUGUCUUUUGGGUUUUUCCUUGCUUCGGUCUCCGAUUAGGCCGUAGGUGGCCGUGGCAAGGAGUUACAAAAUAAAUAAAUAAAUAAAAUAAAACCGAUAAGAGAGAAAACACACCCAGACCCCUGGCUUCUCCGAGCCGCCGGGGGAGGGGGCGGAGGAGCUGAGCGAGGCAGAGUCGCCCAGCGGCUACUCGAGAGUGGCGCGCGGGAGCGGCGGCCGCCUGGCUUGCCUUUCCUCUGUUGCUUCUUCCCAGCGCCUUUUGUUUUCUUUUUUCUUUCUCAUUUUAUUUCCUGGAGGGGGCGGGGAGCGGGAACCGAGAGACAGAAAGAGAGAGGGGAGAAGACAAAAUAUUAAAAAGCCCAAAGACACCGCAAGAGCCCGCGCGGUGCCCGAUGGCUUCGCUGUACCAGAGGUUCACCGGCAAGAUCAACACCUCGCGGUCCUUCCCGGGGCCCCCGGAGGCCAGCCACCUCCUGGGUGGCCAGGGGCCCGAGGAGGACGGCGGCGCCGCGGCGAAGCCCCUCGGCCCGCAGGCGCAGGCGGCGGCGCCCCGGGAGCGCGGCAGCGGCGGCGGCGCGGGUGGCCGGCCCCGGUUCCAGUACCAGGCGCGGAGCGACUGUGAUGAGGAGGACGAGCUGGUGGGAAGUAAUCCUCCGCAACGGAACUGGAAGGGCAUCGCGAUCGCACUGCUUGUGAUUCUGGUCAUCUGCUCCCUCAUCGUCACCUCGGUCAUUCUGCUGACGCCAGCGGAAGAUAAUAGUCUGUCUCAAAAGAAGAAGGUCACUGUGGAAGAUCUCUUCAGUGAAGAUUUCAAAAUUCAUGACCCCGAGGCUAAAUGGAUAAGUGAUACAGAAUUCAUCUACAGAGAACAGAAAGGAACGGUGAUUCUGCGGAAUGUUGAAACAAAUAUUUCUACUGUGUUAAUAGAAGGCAAAAAAAUUGAAUCAUUAAGAGCCAUCAGAUAUGAAAUCUCUCCAGAUAGAGAGUAUGCGCUUUUUGCAUACAACGUGGAACCGAUAUAUCAACACUCCUAUACUGGAUAUUAUGUCCUGAGCAAAAUUCCUCAUGGGGAUCCUCAAAGUCUGGACCCACCAGAAGUCAGCAAUGCAAAGCUCCAGUACGCAGGGUGGGGCCCCAAAGGCCAGCAGCUGAUAUUUAUCUUUGAAAACAACAUCUACUACUGCGCGCACGUCGGGAAGCAGGCCAUCCGCGUGGUGUCCACGGGCAAGGAGGGCGUCAUCUACAACGGCCUCAGCGACUGGCUGUACGAAGAGGAGAUUCUGAAGACCCACAUCGCGCACUGGUGGUCUCCGGACGGCACCAGGCUCGCCUACGCCACCAUCAACGAUUCCCGCGUCCCCCUCAUGGAGCUCCCGACCUACACCGGCUCCGUCUACCCCACCGUGCGGCCCUACCACUACCCCAAGGCUGGAUGUGAAAACCCCAGUAUCUCCCUGCACGUCAUCGGCUUAAACGGACCCACCCACGACCUGGAGAUGAUGCCACCUGACGAUCCGCGAAUGAGGGAGUACUACAUCACCAUGGUGAAGUGGGCCACCAGCACCAAGGUCGCCGUGACCUGGCUGAAUCGCGCGCAGAACGUGUCCAUCCUCACCCUCUGUGACGCCACCACGGGGGUCUGCACAAAGAAACACGAGGAUGAAAGCGAGGCCUGGCUCCACAGACAGAAUGAAGAACCCGUGUUCUCCAAGGACGGCCGGAAGUUUUUCUUUGUCAGAGCGAUCCCCCAGGGAGGACGAGGAAAAUUCUACCACAUCACCGUGUCCUCGUCCCAGCCCAACAGCAGCAAUGACAACAUCCAGUCCAUCACCUCUGGGGACUGGGACGUGACCAAGAUCCUGUCCUAUGAUGAGAAGCGGAAUAAGAUUUACUUCCUGAGCACGGAGGACCUGCCUCGGCGGCGACAGCUCUACAGCGCCAACACGGUGGGCAACUUCAACAGGCAGUGCCUCUCCUGUGACCUGGUUGAGAACUGCACCUACUUCAGUGCCUCCUUCAGCCACAGCAUGGACUUCUUCCUGCUCAAGUGCGAAGGCCCCGGAGUUCCCAGGGUGACGGUGCACAACACGGCAGACAAGAAAAAGAUUUUUGACCUGGAAACGAACGAGCACGUGCAGAAGGCCGUAAGUGACCGGCAGAUGCCCCGAGUGGAAUACAGGAAGAUCGAGGUGGAUGAUUACAACCUGCCCGUGCAAAUCCUGAAGCCGGCAACCUUCUCCGACACGGCACACUACCCCCUCCUCCUGGUGGUGGACGGCACCCCGGGCAGCCAGAGCGUGGCUGAGCGGUUCGAGGUGAGCUGGGAGACGGCACUGGUGAGCACCCAGGAGGCCGUGCUGGUCAGGUGCGACGGCCGCGGCAGUGGCUUCCAGGGGACCAAGCUCUUGCACGAAGUGAGGCGGCGGCUGGGCUCCCUGGAGGAGGAGGACCAGACGGAGGCCGUGCGGGCGCUGCUGAAGGAGCAGUACAUCGACAGAACCCGUGUGGCCGUGUUCGGGAAGGACUACGGCGGGUACCUGAGCACCUCCAUCCUCCCGGCGAAGGGCGAGAACCAGAGGCCGACCUUCACCUGCGGCGCUGCCCUCUCUCCCAUAACCGACUUCAAACUCUACGCAUCUGCCUUCUCCGAGAGGUACUUGGGCCUCCAUGGACUGGACAACAGAGCGUAUGAGAUGACCAAGGUGGCCCAUCGCGUCGCUGCGCUGGAGGAGCAGCAGUUUCUGAUCAUUCACGCCACCGCCGACGAAAAAAUCCAUUUCCAGCACACGGCAGAACUCAUCACGCAGCUAAUUCGGGGAAAGUCUAACUACAGCCUGCAGAUCUACCCGGAUGAAAGCCAUUACUUCCACAGCGCCGCGCUCAAACAGCACCUGUACCGCUCCCUCAUCGGCUUCUUCGCCGAGUGCUUCAGGAUUCAGGACAAACUGCCCACAGUCACGACGAAAGAGGACGAGGAGGACGACUAGGCACGGCCGCUCCUGCACAGACGUGGCUGUGUCUGCAGCUGUGGCGACUGCGGCAUCUCCCCGCCUCCUUCCCGCAGAUGGGUGGGGGCCCGUCCCGCAGCAUGUGUCUCGGUACUGAAGGCGGCUCUGCUCGGGCAACAGGCUCCUUCCCGGGGGCUGUCACCCUCUACGGCGCCCAGAACAACUCCACGGCAGCGGUGGCCUCCUCCUGCCCCGGAGCCACCGGCAUGUCCCACGGCCCCUCCCCGAGGCACACAGCCGGGGACGCUGGCGGGGAGGGCCACAGCCGUGCUGAGCCGCGAACAAGCGGCCCCCAGAGCCAAGCUGCGCGCAGUCGCAUCGAGCCCCCUCCGCGUCAGG
Molecule: messenger RNA, 3407 nt
Organism: Lemur catta (Ring-tailed lemur)
Lineage: Eukaryota; Metazoa; Chordata; Mammalia; Primates; Lemuridae
Gene: DPP6
Product: dipeptidyl peptidase like 6
Exons: 26
Coding region: 453-3047 (864 amino acids)
Biological process (GO): proteolysis
Molecular function (GO): dipeptidyl-peptidase activity; serine-type peptidase activity
Source: RefSeq, a predicted model, not a curated record